Podarcis raffonei (Aeolian wall lizard) is the source of this 670-nucleotide messenger RNA. Its product is annotated as myelin protein zero-like protein 1. Gene Ontology annotation, cellular component: cell surface; focal adhesion; membrane. The transcript has 3 exons. The record is from RefSeq and is a predicted model, not a curated record. The coding region runs from base 26 to 643 and encodes 205 amino acids. Lineage: Eukaryota; Metazoa; Chordata; Lepidosauria; Squamata; Lacertidae.
GCAGAGGGUGUCCGGAGGCAGAAGGAUGGCUGCCGCCUCCACGGCCGCAGCAACCGGCGGCCCGGGGAAGCGAAAGCGCUCUUUCCCCGCCCGUGCGCCCGCGCUCUGCCUGGCGCUGGCUUUGGCUCUGGGCCACGGGACCUGGUUGGUAUUUUGUUCUGCAACCGCCAAUGUUGCAGCUGUUAUAGUGUCCACACCAGCAGAACUGAUUGUGGAGAUUGGGACAGUAGCGAAGCUUCCAUGCAAGUUCACAUCAUCAGAGAAGAUUACUACUGCAGCCUCUGCUACCUGGAGCUAUCGAAAACGGGGAACAGAUGACCGUCCCAUAACUUUUUUCUAUUACUCAAAUGAGAAAGCAUAUGAUGGGAAGAAUACACAAUUCACUGGCCGCAGCAAAUGGGCUGGAGAUUUUUUAAAGCAAGAUGCAUCCAUCAAGAUAGAAAACAUGCAACCUACAGACAAUGGCACUUAUUUCUGUGAUGUUAAGAACCCUCCAGAUGUAGUCACUGAAGAAAGGCCAAUUGAAGUUAAAGUUGUGGAGAAAGAGAAUAUUCCUGCAAGCUCCGGAAAUAUUUCAUCCUGCUGGCUACUUGUACUUCAGUUCUGCUGCGUUCUAGCCUCUUUGCCAAAUUACUUGCUCUGAAAAUAAAACACACCCCUUGAGGCAAUU